CCACAUCGAUUCAGUCGAUUCAGUCAUUCUUAAGACGUUCUCGUUCUUGUUGACUCUUGAUUUUAAAAAGUUGUUUCUAUAUUUUUUCCUUGUUAAGAAGAAAAAAAAAGUUGGUCCAAAUAUAUAUUUGGAAAAAUUAAAAAGUUUUUGUUGUAUUUUAUUAGCGAGAGAUGAAGUCUCUCUAUUUUCUUGUUUUUGUGAUUGCUGUCUCAUUUGUUAUUGAUGUCGAUGCCGGAUGGAAAUUUUGGAAGAAGGACAAGGACAAAGAUGGGACAACGGAAACGCCCCUGAUAACAAGUUCCGCAUCGCCAGUGACUCAAAGACCAACCUCUAGAGGCGCAGCAACUCCAGUAGCAGCUCAAGUGACAACUGCGAAAACCCCCGUUAAUGUAAAUGCCGCUUUGGCUGGAGUCGCCAAUCCGGGAUUGUCAAUCGGAGCCGGAAAUACCGCAGAAAACAUUCGGGACAAUGCGCGACCCCAAAGACCGAAUCCUGGAACCGAGGUGGGCCUGGACAUUCCCAGACAGAAACCCGGAAAUUCGGGUUAUAGAGACUGGGCGAUUGAUUUGACUGGAGCCGGUGAGGGAAGAACACCACCACGCGUUCCGGGUCAAGGACCCGCGACUUUAGGUGGACAACUUCCUCCACCUGGUGUGAAUCCAAAGUCUGAAAUUACAACACCAAGAUCCGCUAACCAAGGUUUAGUACAAACUCCAAAACCUGCAGGUCCUGUGCAGACUCCAAGACCUGCGAGUCCAGUGCAGACUUCAAAUCCAGAAAUUUCUGGGCCAACUCCAAGACCAGGAAGUCCAGUACCACAGAGAAACUCCGCGGGUCCUGCAGGUCUUGGUUAUCCUACCGAAAAUUCCAGACCGGGAAGUCCGGCUUCUACCGGUGGAUCCAAAGACUUUCCGAGUCUACCGAACGCUGCUGGUGGACCAGUAAAUGCCGGAGGAUCACCAAGUAGAAGCCAGUCACCAACAGGUGGUAAAACAUUCGCCCAAAUUGCUUCGUCAGGAUCCACAACCACCACAACUUCCAGACCGAACUUUGGAGUUCCGGUUUAUGGAGGUGCGAAACCAGGUAACAUUCCACCGACUUCUCAACCUGGUAGAACUAGAGUCGCAACUGGACUUGUCGGUGCCGCAGCUGCUGGUGCUGCAGGAGCCGCCGCAUCAAGAUUCUCCAGUAAUCCAACAUUCAGUAAGGGAAAUACUGUCACCGAUGAAGAUUUAGAGAAAUUAUCGGAGGCUCUUUUCAUCAAGGACGCAAACAAUGCCAUGAAGUACAUUACCCUAAAUCUUCAGAAGCAGACCACUGGAAGCAGUCCUGUUGAUGAAGCUCCUCAGCCGCUUUUGAACGUGAAACCAGAAGCCCUACAGAUUCCAACAAUUCAAAAAGUUCUCACAAUCUACGACAACUACCAAUUGGACACAAGAACUAACGAGCACAUAAAUCCAUCUCAACGUCAGGAGGAAAGUCUCCUGGUGGACACAUUCCUAAGUACAAACGUCAUGUCAUUUGCCAUGCGAUUUUUAUCCAACAAAGGUUUCCUUAAACAGGAUUACUACGCCUACAAGGAUCUUCUAAGAACCAUGUGGUUCAAUCUCUAUUCUCGAGGCGAUGGAAAAAUUGGUAGCACCGGUUUUGAGCACGUUUUCAUGACUGAACUCAAACUUGGAACUGAAGUUUCCGGCUUGCACAAUUGGAUUUAUUUUAAUGCCGAGGAAUUAAAGAAGAGGGCCGACUACCUUGGUUACUUGAAGAAAAUCGAUCUAGGAGAUAAGGCGGCAGUAUUGAAAGUACACUCGAAAUUCAAUAAUAUCGAUAAGCCAGUGACGACAAUGUUUAUUGGAACAUCACCCGAAUUGGAAAUGUCACUUUAUACCGUUUGCUUCCUUGUACGACCUGAUGGUUCCUGCCCUGUUUCAUUAGGUGGCACUAAAUUCAACAUAAUUACACACAAAUUCCGUUAUCGUGGCAAAGAUCACGUGGGAUCUGCUUAUCCCGAUAUUUAAAGAGAUUUCUAAAAUUUAACUAGGAAUGAAAUUAAUUACAAUCGAGUAAUUUUUCACCUGGAUUUUCAAAUUAAUUGAAAAAUUUGAAAAAAUACUCAAAAAUGAAGUGAAAUUUACAUUUUCUUCGACUAUUUAAAAAUAUAUUUGUUUAAAAAUAUUUAUUCCUUAUUUUCUCGUCUCAUCGAAACAUUUAUUGUAUUUCUAAAUUUGUGAAAAAUAAAUUAAUUUAAUACAA
Messenger RNA from Leptopilina heterotoma, 2253 nucleotides. RefSeq names its product poly(U)-specific endoribonuclease homolog. The record is from RefSeq and is a predicted model, not a curated record. Bases 171 to 2018 code for a protein of 615 amino acids. Lineage: Eukaryota; Metazoa; Arthropoda; Insecta; Hymenoptera; Figitidae. Gene Ontology annotation, molecular function: RNA endonuclease activity. The transcript has 6 exons.